Rhodamnia argentea is the source of this 993-nucleotide messenger RNA. Its product is annotated as cyclin-dependent kinase inhibitor 7-like. Gene Ontology annotation, molecular function: cyclin-dependent protein serine/threonine kinase inhibitor activity. The record is from RefSeq and is a predicted model, not a curated record. The transcript is spliced from 5 exons. Gene Ontology annotation, biological process: negative regulation of cyclin-dependent protein serine/threonine kinase activity. Lineage: Eukaryota; Viridiplantae; Streptophyta; Magnoliopsida; Myrtales; Myrtaceae. The coding region runs from base 239 to 832 and encodes 197 amino acids. Gene Ontology annotation, cellular component: nucleus.
AAUUAGCACGGCCGCACUAGGUAAAACCAUGCACUGCAGAAAGAACUUUAUGAGCGCAUCGAACGUCAGAUCAUUCUUUAACGCCAUCGGUGGCUGCGAGCUUGGGCCCCACACCAAACUUUGAAAUAUAACUGGAAUCUCAGCCGUCCAUCUCGGCCUCGCCUCUCUUUCUACUUCAAAUCGCCACCGCAGGUCGAGACUCGGGGGAGAGAGAGAGAGAGAGAGAGCGCGCGCUGCAAUGGAAGACCAUCGCUCGACGCGACAACUCACCGAAGCUUCGAGCCCGACCGCGUCGAAGCGGGGAAGGCUCGCCUUCGUCCUCGGAGAGUUGUUCGAACUACGGCCGGAGGAGCGCGAGGGCGAACCGCCUCUUCUUCUUCCAUGUAAGGACUCGUCGGAGAAGAUCAGUGUGCCGUCGGAGUCCGGAGAGAUCGUGUCCAGAGACUUCGCCUCGAGCUCGAGCUCCGGUCCGUUGGAGACGCCUCGUUCCUCGGCGAGGAGUGACGAAGAGUCCUCCGACAUUGUGAAGGAGAAGUUCGACGUCGUCGUCGCCGAUCAGCAGGUGCAAUCGCAGGCGAAGAGUUUCGAAACCGAAGCAUCAACAUGCAACAGUUAUUUCAGCAGAGAAACCACUCCGUCGAGCCACGUCGCCGCCAAGUCGGUGAGCGAACGGAGGCCUCCCGCGGCGGACAUGCCGUCGCGAGCGGAGCUGGAAUCGUUCUUCUCGGCGGCAGAGACGCGCGAGCAGCAGCGGUUCACGGAGAAGUACAACUACGACGUCGUCAUGGACGUCCCCCUCGAAGGCCGCUACGGGUGGAUCCCGAAGCCGUGAUGCCAAGAUGACGCAAGGUCAGUGGGCUGAGAGGCUUUCCAUCCAUCAUGAAUGCGUAUGCGGUUCUCAAAUCUCUUCUCUUCGGUAUUGACAGGCAACUGCGCACGUGCCUCGCGGCUGGGGGACCAUUCCUUAUGCAUGAUCGACUUCCCAACCUUAAA